UCCCCCACAUUAACAGCUUAGCACAGCAGCAGCAGCUCCUACAGCAUCCAGCAUCCAGCAUCCAUCCCUGCCUGCCUGGGGAGCAGCAGUCCUACCCGGCGCAGCACCGACGCACGGAGGGGGCGCAUCAUCCAAGUGAUGCCACAGCACCAGUCGCAUUUCGACAACAAAUACCGAGAGUAGAGCCCUAAAGGAGGGAGAGAAAAACCCGCUUCAGCCUCGAAGACAGCAACUGCCCAUGAAGAUGUCUAACGCUGACAUCGUCUUAAACGCCACUGAUAGGAUGGUGAAAUCUGUCCCCUUCCCCCUGAGCCACCGCCUUACAAUGAAGGAAGUGUUCGACUGCGAAGGGAAACCUCGCGUGGAUCUCCUGAAGGCCCACCUCACCAAGGAGGGCCGCGUGGAGGAGGCCGUGGCGCUUAAAAUCAUCAGCGAAGGGGCCGCUAUCCUGCGUCAGGAGAAAACUAUACUGGACAUCGAAGCACCAGUCACAGGUAAAAUCAAGUACUCAGAGCAGGUGUACGACUCGUGUAUGGAUGCGUUCGACUGCCUUCCCCUGGCUGCACUCAUGAACCAACAGUUUCUGUGUGUCCACGGUGGGCUCUCCCCUGAAAUACACACCUUAGAUGACAUAAAAAAGUUGGACCGGUUUAAGGAGCCGCCGGCUUUUGGGCCCAUGUGUGACCUGCUGUGGGCGGAUCCUCUGGAAGAUUUUGGCAAUGAGAAAACCCAGGAAUAUUUCAGCCACAACACAGUGCGAGGCUGCUCCUACUUCUACAGUUAUCCAGCUGUAUGCGAGUUCCUACAGAGCAAUAACCUAUUAUCGAUCAUCCGAGCACAUGAAGCACAAGAUGCAGGCUACCGGAUGUAUCGUAAAAGUCAGACCACUGGAUUCCCCUCCCUCAUCACCAUCUUCUCAGCACCAAACUACCUGGAUGUUUAUAACAACAAAGCUGCUGUACUGAAAUAUGAAAAUAAUGUCAUGAACAUCAGACAGUUCAACUGCUCACCCCAUCCAUACUGGCUGCCCAACUUCAUGGAUGUCUUCACCUGGUCUCUGCCAUUUGUUGGAGAGAAAGUCACAGAAAUGCUGGUGAAUGUGCUGAGCAUCUGCUCUGAUGAUGAACUCAUGAUGAAUGAGGAAGAGGAGAUAUUUGAUGCCAAUGCAGCUGCAGCACGCAAGGAGGUGAUCAAAAACAAGAUCCGUGCUAUUGGGAAAAUGGCCAAAAUGUUCUCAGUUCUCAGAGAGGAGAGUGAAAAUGUGUUGACGCUUAAAGGCCUGACGCCCACUGGCAUGCUGCCAAGCGGGGUUCUCUCUGGAGGCAAGCAGACACUGCAGAGUGCCACCUUGAAUCUAAUCAAAAGUCUUCAUGCAACGGUGGUCAGCGACAAUCAGUGA
This is a messenger RNA of Notothenia coriiceps (black rockcod), 1399 nucleotides long. Its product is annotated as serine/threonine-protein phosphatase 2B catalytic subunit alpha isoform-like. The transcript has 11 exons. The record is from RefSeq and is a predicted model, not a curated record. Gene Ontology annotation, molecular function: calmodulin-dependent protein phosphatase activity. NCBI's taxonomy places the organism in Eukaryota, Metazoa, Chordata, Actinopteri, Perciformes, Nototheniidae. Gene Ontology annotation, biological process: calcineurin-mediated signaling. The coding region runs from base 239 to 1399 and encodes 386 amino acids.